UUUCCCAGUUGAUUUAAUACAUUUAACACCACAGGAAAACCAAAUUUUGUGCAAUACUAAGAAUACUCUUUAUAAAAAAAAUACCCCGUUUAUGAUCAGUACACAUGUACAGUUAGAAUGGUCUUACUGAUUAUACUAAUGUUGUUUUGGCAAACGUAUGAUAACUAUGCAGGACAAACUGGCAAGGAAGCAGCUAAACUAGCUCUUGAAUAUGUAAGUAGAAUCGAAAAAAAUCCUUGCACUGGUGGUACAGAAGAGACAUUGGACCUGACCUUCAACCAUACAGCAUGGGAAAAGUACACUCAACCUGCAAUUCUCACCGCAAAUUUCCUCACAUCGAUUAUCAUGAAGAAUAGUAAUUCACUUGAUUCCUUGACUGAUGAAAUGUUCUUCUCUCUAGUAAGAAAUAAUGUAAAUAGUAUAAAAACCGUAUUUGGAUCUUGCAUAGCUAUCGAACCAGGAAUAUAUUCAAAACAUCGUUUGUUUGUACCUUACUCGUACCGUCAGAAUGGGUUAGUGUUGGCCCAUGAUAUAGCAUUAUCGUAUAUGUACCAAGACAACCGAACUGAGUGGUAUUACAACUUAAAGGUCAGAAAUUGGGAAAAUGCAACACGAACUAUCUUCAAAACAAAAUACAGGUCAAGUAAAAAAUCAUUGCCGGAACAUGAAAUGGUUGUACUCACAGCCAAGCUAGAAGACGGCCAUUGGACUAAGCCGUACUUUGGUUGUGGAGGAGGGGAUAUUUGGAUGGUGACAUAUUCAUCACCCAUAUUUUCACUGGAUUUAACAGGAAGACCCAAGUUUCAAGGCAUAGCGUCAGUUGAUAUACAGUUAACAAAUAUUAACAUUAACCAAUGUGACCAAGAUUCAACGCAUAUUUUCAGCGAUAUUGACGUUUUUCGAGGAACGCAUAGGUGUCCUUCUACAACAGAGUGUAAGUUUAUAGAAGGACAAGGUUUUCAAAGAGGUGCUUAUGAGUGUGUCUGCUCCAAGGGAUACUACUUUCCAGAUAUAAACGCUCAAGUUAAGGCGUUCAGUGGUUUAGAAAUGGAAAAUUCGUCUGAUACGACUCAGUAUAAGUGUUUACCUUGUAAGGAGGGAUGUUCCGAAUGUGAUGAUGACUCACCCUGCCUUUAUGAAUACCAGUUUUUGUUCCGGUUCCUGCUAUUACUGCUUACUCUUCUAACAUUUAUUGCAAUCGGAGCAAUGCUUGCCUUCACAGUUAUCUUAAGGGAUAAACCGGUAAUAAAGGCUGGAAGUCCAAUGUUUCUGCUGCUUAUGUGUGCUGGUGGUUUACUGGUGUGUACUACGGGAUUUAUUGCGUAUCUGAAGCCUUCAGAAUUUAUAUGUGCUACACAGACCUGGGUGUUUCAUAUAGGUUUCAGUUUGAUGUAUGACGCACUUGUGGCAAAGACAUGGAGAAUAGCUAUCAUUUUUAAAUCAGCAAACACACUACAAAGAGUGUUUCUUCCAGAUAAAGAACUGUUGAAGAGGUUUUUUCCUCUAAUUUUCAUUAUUGCUAUGUUUCUUCUUAUUUGGACCAUAUCAGAGAGUGUCAAAACGGAAAUUUUGGAAACUUCCAAUCAUUUGAAAUAUGAAGUGUGUUUGAGCAGCUAUUUGGUGUAUGCUAUUCAAUGUGUUGAAGCGUUACUGCUACUACUUGGUGUUUAUUUGUGUUAUGUUGUGAGAAAAGCACCUGGACAUUUUAACGAAAGUAAAUACAUCACAUGGGCAGUUUAUAAUGGUAUCUUGCUUGGAAGUUUUCUCUUGAUUCUGACGCAUGUAAUUGGCCAUCACCACGGACCAGACAUGCUGUACCUGUUCGAAUGUCUUCAGAUUCAAGUUUUUGUUACUAUAACUCUGACGUUGAUUUACGUUCCUAAGUUGAUAGCUUUGUACAGAAAUGAUGAUAUAAAGAAAGGCUCCAAUACCUUCUCUUAUGGCGGCAAAAAUAAUAAAACAAACUCAAUUGACAUCGUUCAAUCAAAGGACAUACACAGUUAUGAAAUAAAAACAGCAGUCUCAAAGCCAAUUUUCAGCAACGAAUAUUUAAAAACGGACACUAGGCAACGUUGCCAAACUAAGUCGAUUGGUACGCAAACUCAUCUUACAUCGGACAUGAACAACUUGGAAGUCAGAUGAAAUAAAAAUAAAUUACCAAAA
Messenger RNA from Mytilus trossulus (common blue mussel), 2163 nucleotides. RefSeq names its product metabotropic glycine receptor-like. Gene Ontology annotation, cellular component: membrane. The transcript has 12 exons. Bases 118 to 2142 code for a protein of 674 amino acids. Gene Ontology annotation, molecular function: G protein-coupled receptor activity. Lineage: Eukaryota; Metazoa; Mollusca; Bivalvia; Mytilida; Mytilidae. Gene Ontology annotation, biological process: G protein-coupled receptor signaling pathway. The record is from RefSeq and is a predicted model, not a curated record.